GUCUCUGCAGUCCAGCUAAGCACAACGCACAGACAGAGGCAGCACACUGUGUUAGAGGGCGCUGGAAGAUGAAGAUGUGGCUGGAAAAUUUGUUUUUGCUAGCUGUUUCUUCCGUGCAACAGGUUCUGUGUCAAUUAAAAGUUUGUUUCUUGUUACAGCAAUGUCGAAAAUAAUUAUUGUACGGGUUUAAUUAAUGGAUCUGCGGUAGUCAACUUUACACGGUAGUGUACUUUAAAUAAUUGUAAAUCGAAGUAAAUUAAAUCGAUUUGAAAUUCAUGCGCACGCAAAGUCCAGAAUCGGACGUCUUUUUAGGUUGUGUUGUACACUACCAGUGAUGGGAAGUAACUAUGUUUACUCAGCCACUGCAUGUCAUUACAAAAUAGUUUGCACUUUGAAUAUUUUCAUUUGAUGCUACUUUAUGCUUCCACUCAUCAGAAUGAAAUCUAACGUUACAAUUUAUUUAUGCUUGGAAAUAUUAGCCUAUACUCUGCUACUUUAUAUCUGAAGUUACCAUACUUAGAAAAAAAGUUUAGAAACAAAAUAUAGUAUUAUUUAUUGAUCAAAAAGCUGUAGCAUUAGGCUAUUACAUGUGAUGUUAGGUUAGUGGGGAGGUGUAUGUCAAUUUUAUCAACAUUAAGUUGCCCUACAGUGUAGUUGAGAGCAUCUUCAUUGAUAGCAACCUGCAGUUCACAUGUAUUUAUUUAUUUAUUUGUCUGAGGUGUUAUUGGUUUGUCUUGACGCCGGUGGACAGCAGCUUGGUGCUUAAAGAGAAGCAGAUCAGUUUGCAGCUCUUGGACUCCUCAGACAACCUCCACGCUCUGACACAACUGGACACUACUCCUACCUUUCGUACCACAUUUUUCAUGUUUUUAUGCGCCCCCUACGUUUUGCAGUCAUGGCGGAUCUCCCGUGAGGACAACAACCUUUUGUAAGAGUUUGCAACGUCGUCGAGCGGAGACCUCGUCUCCGAGGACCCCCUAAAUGCUUUUCAUUGAGAAAAGGCUUCGGACGUUCAGUGUUGGGAAUGUGUACACGCAACAAAUGAUUUGAUUAAGAUGGGUAAUAAGCAAACAAUAUUCACCGACGAACAACUUGAUGCCUACCAGGACUGUACGUUUUUCACUCGCAAAGAAAUUCUGCGGUUGCACGGCAGAUACCAUGAGUUGGCGCCACAUCUUGUACCAAUGGACUACACCAAUGAUCCUGAUUGUAAACUGCCGUUAGCCUUAAUAGUCAACAUGCCAGAGUUGAAGGAAAACCCAUUCCGCAGCAGGAUUGUAGAGUCUUUCUCAGAGGACGGGAUGGGGAAUCUCAGCUUCAAUGAAUUUGUGGACAUGUUCUCAGUCCUCAGUGAAAUGGCUCCAAGGGAACUCAAGGCCAUAUAUGCCUUCAAAAUAUACGAUUUCAAUGUGGAUAAUUACCUGUGCAAAGAGGACCUAGAAAAGACUCUAAAUAAGCUGACGAAGGAGGAGUUGACUCCUGAAGAGGUGGUGCUUGUGUGUGAGAAAGCCAUUGAGGAGGCAGAUUUAGACGGAGACAACAAACUCUCCUUUGCUGACUUUGAAAAUAUGAUAUCUAGGGCUCCGGACUUUUUAAGUACCUUUCAUAUACGAAUCUGAGAGGGCUCCUUGGAAAGUUUCCACAGUCUGCAGUGUGGUGAACCUCAGGACUCUACCUGCACUCUGUCCUGGCCACAGCACAGUGCCUGUCUCCCACUCCCAUCGUCAAAAAAAGUUGUGCAUUAGCCUCUGGCCUCAGUGAAGUCUGCUUAGUUAGAAAGCUAAAUACUCCAUUUACUGAAUUUUUCUUCACUGUAGAUGAAGAUGUAUUUUCCUUUUACAACCUAUAAAAGGGCUUGACCUUGAUCGG
Messenger RNA from Micropterus salmoides (largemouth bass), 1869 nucleotides. Its product is annotated as calcium and integrin-binding family member 2-like. The transcript has 6 exons. The record is from RefSeq and is a predicted model, not a curated record. Lineage: Eukaryota; Metazoa; Chordata; Actinopteri; Centrarchiformes; Centrarchidae. Bases 1056 to 1619 code for a protein of 187 amino acids. Gene Ontology annotation, molecular function: calcium ion binding.